AUGAUUGAUGUAACCUUGCAUGAUGUUAUCGCUGAUGAGCUUAAUAUACCUACUCCAGUACGACCUUCUACACAACAUCGGAUGUUCAUCCUCACAGCAGAAGCACUAUGUGAGGAAUGCGUGGUGGCGAGUGCGCGUGUGGCUUUAUUGGUAACUGGGGAAGUGCCUCCUACUGAUCCUAAAGAAAUAGUUGAUAAGCUCAUCGCCAUCAAGAACUACGACGUUGCGUUUGAUGUGUGCAGGCACUGCAAUGUUUCUGUUUGUGAUUUACUAUGCGCAGUAACCUAUGAUUCCUUGUUGAUCGAUGCUAAUCCACCCGAUAUCUUGCCAUCUUGGGUGCAAGCAAAUCAACGACGCUCUGAGAAAACUGGUUCCAGUAAUCACUGGUCUGUUGUGCGUGGGUUGCUUGCAGCUGCAAGACGUCUCUGGCCCAAUGAUUCACGUCCACUGCGCGCUAUAACGCGCACAUUUUUGGCUCACAAAAUUCCAGUUCCGUGUUGGCUGGAUGCGGAGUAUGCGGAUCGAGAUGUUGGUGGUUAUUUGCGGUGUUUGAUUGAAUAUGGAGCGAUUUCUCAAGGUCUCAAAGUAGCGGCGAACUGCGUCGAUCAGGAAACAAAGAAGGUGAAAUCAACAGACUCCAGGGUUUGGCUACCUCUUUCUGCCAUCAGCGACUUAUUGAAUUUGGGAGCGAAAGAAAAGGAGGAUAAGACAGCGCCUCCAAUUGAUGGAAUUCCAAAAUCGUUUGAAAAUGACACAGGAAAGCGUUUUUCGUUUGGUUCAACUCAGGCAAAGGCGUUGAUUAGCCCACAGAAGAAUAAGAGAGCGAAGGCAACUAAAACCGUCCCGGAUGAGUUCUUCGGUGUAUAUUGUCUUAUUAGCCGAAGUCAGCUGGCGUAUUAUAAGCAGCGUUGCGUUUUGAAUGGGCAUGGCAGAAUCCUGAGAAGUCCCGAGUCAUUCAAAGGUCUUGCGUUGAAGAAAGCGAGAAAGGAAACACCGUUCGCUUAUAGGCUACGAAUUGCGUGCCAUUUGAUGAAUAGUCGGCCUUGGAAUCACUUUGCGCUCACCUUUCGGUGGUUGCUGCCGGAGGAGGAAUUGCCGUUUCCGUCAGAAGUUCCUCCGCCCAAUCAUGUGCUCAAAAAGUAUGGGUUGAUAGAGAAGUCGUGCACAGAAAUAUUACCGGCAAAAGAUGCCUACGUUGAAAAAGGAGAGUGUCGUCUUUGUGGUGACAAUAUUGAAAAGAAGUCGUGCACAGAAAUAUUACCGGCAAAAGAUGCCUACGUUGAAAAAGGAGAGUGUCGUCUUUGUGGUGACAAUAUUGAAAAGCUCACGCAACUAGUUCGAUGCCUUUCUUGCGCUGCACAUUUUCACGCUAAAUGUUUAGCCGUGAAGAGCUUGAAUAACGAGCGACGGCUAUAUCCUGUGCAAGGGAAUUGUCCUAGUUGCUGUCGAAGCUAUCUCUGGGGUGACAUUAUUAGAGACCAGCGGAUGAUCAUACGUGUGAGCGAGGCUCAGACCGACACUUCGUUGAAGAAUUUGGUUCCCCGAUUGUGGGAGGCUUACCUCGGUCUUCUACAAGCAGAAUAUACAGAAGGUGAUGCUCUUGACGCCUUGAAUUUGCGCCGAUACUGUUGCCGCCGAAUGUUGCUGUCUCACGUCGACUUGAUAGAGAAGCUCCUGAAUUACCAUCCACUUGAGAAGUGA
Messenger RNA from Ostertagia ostertagi, 1701 nucleotides. The record is from the annotation of a GenBank genome assembly. Lineage: Eukaryota; Metazoa; Nematoda; Chromadorea; Rhabditida; Trichostrongylidae.